UCCAUUUUAAUUCCAGAGCUGGGCCAGGCUGCACACAGGAGCAAUAGGGGACAGCUCCAUGGAGUGAGAUUCAGGGAUAUAUAUAAAUAUACAUAUAACUGGGACUCUACUAUCAUAUUCCACUAAUUCAGGCUGAGAACUUUAGAGAUGGGGAAGAAGAAGACCUUCAGCAGUUUGGAGGUGACUCUGAUUGUGCUGUUUGUACUGAGCGUGUGCGUUUCUGCUGGACUCAUAGCUGCCAUCUUCAUCCUGCAGAGGGAUUAUAAUGAUCAAAGUACAACAACAACAACGACAUCAACAACUACAACAACUACCCACUCUACAUCAGGGAAACCAUCCUCAACAACAACAACAACAACAACAAUCACUAAACCAACCUCAACAACCCCUGAUCCCUUCCCAAAAGCCAAUCUGAUUGGUGUAGGCAGAGCAGACUGCACUGGGCUUUUGGCAGAUGUCCCCUUGAUGGGAUAUGCUAGCAGUGACCAAUUGGCUUCAGGAAUCCACACUCGGCAGUACAGUCGUGCCUUCAUUAUAGCGGAGCCGGAUAAUUCCAAGCGGGUGGUGUACGUUAGUGCUGAUAUAGGGAUGGUGUCCCAAAGAGUCCGUCUGGAGGUAAUGGAAAAGCUGAAAGCCAAAUAUGGAAAUCUCUACGGACAAGAUAAUGUCAUAUUGAGUGGCACCCACACCCACUCAGGGCCUGCGGGGUAUUUCCAGUACACCACCUUCAUGCUGACGGGCAAGGGCUUUAUCAGACCAGCAACUGACGCCAUUGUCAAUGGGAUUGUUAAGAGCAUUGAUCUAGCCCAUCAAAACAUGAAGCGAGGAAGGCUAUUUCUGAAUAGAGGCACAGUCGAGAACAGUCAACUAAACCGCAGUCCCAGCUCCUAUCUUCAGAACCCAGAGUCUGAGAGGAUCAGGUACCCAUCCAACACAGACAAGGACAUGGUGGUACUGAAGAUGGUGGACAUGCACAACCAGGACAUGGGGAUUAUCAGCUGGUUUGCAGUACACGCAGUGAGCAUGCCCAACGUCAACCACCUGAUUAGCAGCGACAACCUGGGCUAUGCCUCCUACCUCUUUGAACAAGAGAAGAAUGGAGGAUACUUGCCUGGUGAAGGACCAUUUGUUGCUGCCUUCACAACUUCCAAUCAUGGGGAUGUAUCGCCAAAUACUAAGGGUCCUUGGUGCAUAAACACAGGGGACUCAUGCGACAAUCCAGGCAGCACCUGCCCAAUCGGAGGGGUAUCAACAUGUGUUGCUGAGGGGCCUGGAAAAGAUAUGUUUGAAAGUACCAAAAUAAUUGGGGAACACAUUUUCCUGAAGGCUAAGGACCUGUUUAGUAACGCUUCCAGGGAACUUGAGACAAAGGUGAAUUUUGCCCAUCAGUGGGUAGAUAUGAGCAACGUAACAGUGCAGCUGAAUGAGACUCACACCGCAACAACCUGCAAGCCGGCCCUGGGCUACAGCUUUGCUGCUGGGACCAUUGAUGGACCCGGAUUAAUCAACUUCACACAAGGAGCCUUGGAUGGGGACCCGUUUUGGGAUGGGAUUCGUGAUGCUAUUCUGGGAGUUCCCUCUAAUGAAACUGUGGAGUGUCACCAUCCCAAACCCAUCCUGAUAAACACGGGAGAGAUGUCCUGGCCGUUACCUUGGCAUCCCACUAUAGUCGACGUCCAGAUGUUCACCCUCGGGUCCCUUGCGUUGCUUGCGGUGCCAGGAGAGUUCACAACAAUGUCAGGAAGAAGACUGAGAGAAGAUGUACAAAAGAUACUGGAUCCAUCGGGAACCCAAGACGCUCAAGUUGUCCUUUCUGGGCUGUGCAAUGUAUACACACAUUACAUUUCCACCUUUGAAGAGUAUCAGGCUCAAAGAUAUGAGGCAGCAUCUACAAUCUACGGGCCCCACACACUGGCAGCUUAUCAGCAGUUGUUCCGGGGCUUGGCCAAAGCUAUUGUGGAGAACAAAGUUGCUGAGCUGCCAAAAGGUCCCCAGCCACCAUUUUUCAAUGAAAGUCAACUCUUCAGCUUAUUAUUUCCUACUGCACCAGAUAAGGCUCCUGGGAACACAACUUUGGGGGAUGUUCUGGAAGAAGUCAAGCCUCAGUAUAAAGUCGGGGAAGUUGCUUCUGUGACAUUUGUAACUGGAAACCCGAGGAAUUCAGUGGAGCACAUGGCUGAUAAAACGUACCUUACGGUGGAAAAGUACAAUAAAACAACUGGAGGAUGGCACAUGGUACAUAAUGAUGCCUCCUGGGAGACCCGAUAUUACUGGACUAAAGUCAACUCGGAUCAGAGCAAUGGCACAAUGGAAUGGCACAUACCUUUAUCGGCUCAGCCUGGGAUCUACCGGAUCCACCAUUUUGGACACUACAAGGAGCGCAGACUCCCUGUUAUUAUCAAACCCUAUGAGGGCAUUUCCUCUGAGUUUGAAGUCACGGCCCCAUAAGACUGACGGACAGAACCACGUAUCCAUAACAACAGCGCUGUCUUUCACUGGCUAAGGUUAAAGUGAUGGUGUUUGAAAUGGAUAAUCGCUAUUUUGAAGUUAGCAUUGAACUGAUUUGGCAGGUUUAACCAUGACAAUUAAACUGAUAUUGUAACUUUGUACAAUGUUGUAUAUUAAACAUUGAACCCUUGGUAA
Molecule: messenger RNA, 2643 nt
Organism: Xenopus laevis (African clawed frog)
Lineage: Eukaryota; Metazoa; Chordata; Amphibia; Anura; Pipidae
Gene: asah2.L
Product: N-acylsphingosine amidohydrolase (non-lysosomal ceramidase) 2 L homeolog
Exons: 21
Coding region: 148-2448 (766 amino acids)
Biological process (GO): ceramide metabolic process; sphingosine biosynthetic process; ceramide catabolic process
Cellular component (GO): extracellular region; cytoplasm; plasma membrane
Molecular function (GO): N-acylsphingosine amidohydrolase activity
Source: RefSeq, a predicted model, not a curated record